This is a messenger RNA of Heterostelium album PN500, 3762 nucleotides long. RefSeq lists its product as uncharacterized. The record is from RefSeq and is a predicted model, not a curated record. NCBI's taxonomy places the organism in Eukaryota, Evosea, Eumycetozoa, Acytosteliales, Acytosteliaceae. Gene Ontology annotation, cellular component: cytoplasm; membrane. Gene Ontology annotation, biological process: cell adhesion; proteolysis. Gene Ontology annotation, molecular function: metalloendopeptidase activity. Bases 1 to 3762 code for a protein of 1253 amino acids. The transcript has 11 exons.
AUGGUUCAACAAGCUCAAGAAACUGGCAAUCGUGGACCCAUCCGUAUCAAGUUUGAUACCUCUCAGAUUAUGACCGAUCCUUAUGCCUGUCAUGAAGCUGGUGACAGAAUUCAAACUGGUCUAAGUCCACAUUCGCAAGCCGGUAACUAUGGAGAUCUACCAGAGUGUACUUCCGAUGGUGAUGAUCCAUGUAUCUAUGUCUGUAAAGACUACGAUGUAAUUACACCUGCUCUAUUCAAUGUAACCCAAUCUAUUCUCGAUUCAAUGUCAAAGAUCUUUAGCAGUUUAAUUUUGGUUGAUCAGGCACCCGUACUCCAACUUAGUCAAUAUGCCUACGAUGCCUUUGGUGGACAAUGUUCCUACGGUGUAAAUAUUCCAAAGACUGCUGUUUCUCCUGGUAUUCCAGAUACUGAUUUGAUAGUCUAUGUAACCAUUAGACCACCAACAUCUAACAAUAUUAUUGCUUAUGCUAUGGCAUGUAAUUAUGAUGUAAUUGAUGCAAGUGGUGUAUAUGGAAGACCAUUGGCUGCCAAUAUCAAUUUCAAUCCUUACUACUAUCGUAAUUUCGUUGGUACAAAUAGAGACGAGUUCACUUAUAACCAAUAUAUCAGAGUUGGUAUUCAUGAAAUGAUUCAUGCUCUCGGAUUCAGUAGUACAUUUUAUGAUUCUUUCGUAAAGCCAGAUGGUGAAUAUUAUAGUGCUGCUAGAACUGUAAAGAGAUCGGGUACCACUCCAGAUGGUAAAACUUAUAGUUAUUCAAAGGCUGUCAUUGACUCACCAAAUGUUGUUAGCUUUGUAAAAGAUCAUUAUGCAUGUGGAACUGCAUCUUAUGCCGAGUUGGAAGAUGCUGGUGGUAGCGGUACAGCUGGUAGUCAUUGGGAAACUAGAACUGCUGGUGAGGAAAUUAUGGUUGGUUUUGCUAGUCCAGUCGCUCCAAUCACCAAUCUUACAUUGAGUUUACUCAAGGAUACCGGUUGGUACGACAUCAACUAUGAUAGAGCUGAACCAUUAAUUUGGGGUAAAGGUCUUGGAUGUGAUUUCCUUGACAAUUGUUAUGAAUACACAUGGAACUUCCAAGGAUACUUCUGUAAAAAGACAGGAGCAUUAUGCUCAAGUCCAACCAACUAUUUAUCAAAAAUCAGGAUUCAUUUACAUUCAAUUCAAAGUUCAAUUCAAUCUUCUCCAUUAAUAUUAAAAGGCAAUCAAAUAUCUUCAAAAAUACAAUAUGUUCAAUCAAUCAAUCAAUCAAUCAAAGUAAUGAGAACCAUUAACAUCUACCUUUCAUCGAUUAAAUUCAGUAGAAUUUGUGAUAUGAGAUGUACUGGUACAAGAAUGGGUAAAGGACUGUGUGUAAUCGAAGAUUAUAGUAGCAGUCUGCCACGUCCAUACCAGCAUUUCAAGGAUGAUGCUCAAGGAGGUAUAAACGAAGCUGCCGAUUAUUGUCCUUUCUACCAAGUUUCCAAGUCACUUCCACUUACUCAAUGGUGUGGAGAUACCUCUCAACUAUCUAAUUUGGAUUCUUCAGUUGGUGAAAUCUUUGGCGAAAGUUCAAGAUGUUUCGAAUACAGAGCCGAUGCCAAGUCCAAUCAAACUGAUAUGGCAUGUUGGCCAAUGCAAUGUGCUGGUACCAAAGUUCAAAUUCAAGUAGCCGGUACAUGGGUAACAUGCGAAAAGGACGGUCAAGUACUCAGUGUAAACAAUAUAUAUGUUGUAUGUCCAGAAGGUUUCCCAGAGUGUGGCGGUUCGGCCAAUUACAUUGACAUUGACAACAAUAAUUCAUCAGCAACCAUAUAUUCUGAUAUCACAAGAUUUUUGAAAUUAUUAUUCAUUGACGAUGAAAGUGCGAUUAUCAUUAAUUAUAUAAAUAUUGACACUGUAGAUAAUAUAGUACAAAGACAAUCGUUUUUGAAAUUUCAAAAUAUAAAAAGUGAUAUUAACGAUGGGUUAUUUAAUGGUAAAGAAUCAAGUGUAUAUACUCCACUUCCAAGCUACAAAUGUCAGCAUGAAAGAUUGGUUGAUAAAUGGAAGAACCAUUAUUCAACCGAUGGUUUGACUCAUUACGAUGAUCACCUACAUCAUCAACACCGACAACAAAAACAACAAUCUUUGAUGAAGAUGGUCUCGCAACAGUCAAUGGAUUCCACAUCAUCUCAUACCAUUAGAAUUCUAUUCAAUACAACUUACUUGGAGAACGAUCCCUACAGUUGUAGCUAUGUCGGUCAGAAGGUGAUGGUCGGCGACAGUUCAACUCCCACAGGAAAAGUUGUUACCAAUGCUUGCACAGACGAUGGCGCAUCCAAUGAAUGUAUAUAUACCUGCCAGCAGCAGGAUAUUCUGAAUGUUGACUUGCGAUCGUUAAUCAAUCAAUACAUCAUACCAACAAUCAAGUCUUCACUUGAGAACUACAUUAACAUUCCAGAGUAUCAGUCACCGGAUGUACUCAAACUAUCUACCAUCUGUGCAACUCUAACCAAAGGACAGUGUAUCUAUGGUGUUCAAAUUCCUCACAACUAUCUAACUCCUGGUAUUGCCAAUUAUGAUAUGGUUAUUUGGGUAACUGCAAGACCUGCAAGUUCUAAAGAAACAAUUGCAUAUGCACUACCAUGUAAUCAAAACAUUUAUACUAAUGGAAGAUAUGGUAGACCUUUGGCUGGUUCUAUCAAUUUCAAUCCUUUGUUUUUUACACCAUUUAUCAAGUCAUCGAAUAAAUUUACAUUCAAUGAAUACAUCCGAGUUGGUAUUCAUGAGAUGACUCAUGCUCUUGGUUUUACUUCAACUUUAUAUAAUUCCUAUUUAGAUAGUCAUGGUAAUUUCUAUGAUGCUUCAACUGUUAUUACUAAAAAAGGUGUAACACCAUCGGGUAAUUCCUAUUCAUAUCAAAAAUAUGCAAUCGAUUCACCAAAUGUUGUUAAUUUCAUUAAGCAACACUAUCAAUGUGAUAGCAUAAGGUAUGCAGAGUUGGAAGAUUCUGGUGCUGCUGGAACUGCUGGUAGUCAUUGGGAAAAGAGAACUGCCGGUGAAGAAUAUAUGAUUGGCUAUGUAUCACCAAUUGCACCAAUCACUAAUUUGACACUGGCAUUGUUACAAGAUACCGGUUGGUAUCACAUUAACACAACAGGUGCAGAAACACUAGUUUGGGGUAGAAAUCUGGGUUGUUCUUGGCUGAUAGACCAGUGUUCCGCCCAAACUUGGAACUAUCAAGGUUACUUCUGCGAACAGAGUGGUGCUGUUGGAUGCUCGCCAACCAGAGUCGGUAAAGGAAUGUGCGGCAAGACUGCAUUCACACAAUCGUUACCUGCUCAAUACCAGCAUUUCGCUACUAGCAAUGUUGGUGGUGUCGAUGAAGUUGCUGACUAUUGUCCUUACUAUCAGGUAUUCUCCAAUCAGAAACAAACAUACUAUUGUGGCGAUACUUCGAAUUCAGGUGACAGCUCUGUUGGUGAACAAUUUGGUACAGAGAGUAGAUGCUUUGAGUUUGCAAAAGGUUCAGCUGUAGGACAGGCUUGUUGGCAACAUAGAUGUGUAGACACUCACGUUGAGAUCAAUAUUAAAGGAACAUGGGUGGCAUGUAGUAGCAACUCAACCACAGUGACUGCUAAUGGUGUCACUGUGAUCUGUCCAGUGGGUGGAUUUGCAGAGUGUAACGGUGUCCCAAUACAAGUUUUAGUUCAAGAUUCAUCAUCAGCUAUUUCAUCGAGAGUCCAACGGAAUCAUUUAAUUGCACUAUCAAUGGUUAUGCUUUUAGUAAAGUUUUUUAUAUAA